Coccinella septempunctata (seven-spotted ladybird) is the source of this 2076-nucleotide messenger RNA. RefSeq names its product ATP-dependent RNA helicase p62-like. Gene Ontology annotation, molecular function: RNA helicase activity; RNA binding; ATP binding. Lineage: Eukaryota; Metazoa; Arthropoda; Insecta; Coleoptera; Coccinellidae. The coding region runs from base 149 to 1837 and encodes 562 amino acids. Gene Ontology annotation, cellular component: nucleus; ribonucleoprotein complex; cytoplasm. The transcript has 8 exons. The record is from RefSeq and is a predicted model, not a curated record.
AUUAGUUCAAUCCAGUUUCUAGCUUGUGAACGAUUCGUUUAGUGUAUUUAGACAUUACACCUGGAUUUAUCGUAGUCUGAAAAUUGAAAGUUCAGCUAUAUUAACAGAAUAUUUGAGGUGCCGAGCUACCAGAAAACAGCUAUCAAUCAUGUCAUUUGGAACAAAGCAAUUCGUAAACACCAGUUACAAACCUCGCCCUCCUCAAAGUGGGGCUUACAACUCUCAAAUGAAUGGCAAUAGAGGCGGUAAUUUUGGAAAUAAUCGUUUUCAAAAAAUUGGUGGAGGAUUUGGUCCUAACAGAAAUGGAAGCGGAAAUUUUCAUUCUCAAAAGGAUAAUUCGUAUGACUUCAAUGGUCCCCAGGGACUCGAAAAAAUCAAUUGGAGCAAGGUCAACUUACUACCUUUUCAAAAGGAUUUUUAUGUCCCACAUCCAGCGGUCCAUCAAAGAUCCCCCUUUGAGAUUGAAGAAUAUCGUAGGGCCAAAGAAAUAAGUGUAGAAAAUAUUGCACCAAAUCCAAUUCAAAAUUUUUCUGAAGCCAAUUUCCCUGAUUAUGUUAUGAAUACAAUAAUCAAAUUAGGAUACGAAAGUCCUACUCCCAUUCAGGCUCAAGGUUGGCCAACUGCACUCAGUGGAAGGGAUCUUGUUGGAAUAGCUAAAACAGGAUCAGGGAAAACAUUGGCGUACAUUCUACCUGCAAUUGUCCAUAUAAAUAAUCAGCAAAGACUUUCACGCGAUGAUGGGCCCAUUGCAUUAGUCUUAGCACCUACCAGAGAGUUGGCACAACAGAUUCAACAAGUUGCCAAUGAAUUUGGUAAUUCGUCUUACAUUCGCAACACUUGCAUAUUUGGAGGGGCUCCUAAAGGGCCCCAGAGUCGUGAUUUAGAAAGAGGAGUUGAAAUUGUUAUAGCUACACCUGGAAGACUUAUUGAUUUUCUCCAAAGAGGUACAACAAAUUUGAAACGAUGUACUUAUUUGGUGCUGGAUGAGGCUGAUCGUAUGUUAGAUAUGGGUUUUGAACCCCAAAUUCGUAAGAUAUUGGAACAAAUUAGACCUGACCGACAAACUUUGAUGUGGUCUGCUACAUGGCCUAAGGAAGUUCAAAAACUUGCCCAUGACUUUUUGACGGAUUAUGUUCAAAUUAAUAUAGGAUCACUUCAGCCCUCAGCCAACCAUAAUAUUCAUCAAAUUGUUGAUGUCUGCCAAGAAACUGAGAAAGAACAAAAAUUGAGUAUGCUGCUUCAGGAAAUAGGAAACACAAUGGAGACAGAUUCAAAAGUGAUAAUAUUUGUAGAAACUAAAAAGAAGGUUGAGAGUAUUACCAAAACUAUAGGAAGUUAUGGCUGGCCUGCUUUAAGUAUACAUGGUGAUAAAAGUCAAAAUGAACGUGAUUAUGUUCUAAGGUCCUUCAGAAAAGGAGGACAAUAUUCCAUUCUGGUUGCUACUGAUGUAGCUGCUAGGGGGCUUGAUGUUGACGGUAUUAAAUACGUCAUAAAUUACGAUUACCCUCACUCGUCUGAAGACUACAUUCAUAGAAUUGGCCGAACUGGCCGUUCUGAUACCACAGGAACAUCAUAUGCAUUCUUCACUCCAUCUAAUUACAAACAUGCCAAAGAUCUGAUCUCAGUACUCAAAGAAGCAAAACAGGUUGUAAAUCCAAAAUUGAGUGAAAUGGCAACCAGGUUUGGAGGUUUCGGCGGUGCCAAAGGAAGAUGGGGUCAAAAUAAUGGCAAUGGAUUUAAUUAUAGAAAUAUGAAUAAUGGGCCAAGACCAAAUUCAAGAUGGGGCAAUUCCGCCGAGCAAAAGCCAUAUGGUUCAUACACUAAGAAUGGGUAUUGAAUUCUUGGAUUGAAAUCCAACAGGGUGUGAUCAGUAUUUUUUUAAUUCCAUUUUCAAUCUAUUUUCUCAAUAGUGUUAGAAUGUUUAAUUCUCAUGAAGAAAUGUCACUAUUGAAAGCUAGUUGAAGAAUUUUUUUAUAAAGUUAUAUAUGUUAAUGAAUGUUGUCAACUUUCCUUCAUUAAUGUUUGAAGUUGAGUUAAAAUUUUAUUUAUAAAUUGUGAAUAAAGUUUGCACUAAGA